This is a messenger RNA of Arabidopsis thaliana (thale cress), 2248 nucleotides long. RefSeq names its product Copper amine oxidase family protein. The record is from RefSeq and is marked reviewed. NCBI's taxonomy places the organism in Eukaryota, Viridiplantae, Streptophyta, Magnoliopsida, Brassicales, Brassicaceae. Gene Ontology annotation, cellular component: apoplast. The transcript has 7 exons. Gene Ontology annotation, biological process: signal transduction. The coding region runs from base 23 to 2248 and encodes 741 amino acids.
CACUAAGCUUUAAGUUAUUGAGAUGGUGAACCGUGAUAAUUCUAUUGUGGCUUUAUCCUUUUUUAUGCUCUUCUUGCUUGUGUUACAUCUGCAUUUUGAAACUACAACAGCUGCGCGAAAACCAGUUAGAGUGUUUGGUCCGCCAAGUUCUAUCGAGUGGUCACCACCAUCACCACCAAAGGAUGACUUUGAAUGGUUCGAGAUCAAUAUAUACAAGAACAUUGAACAAACUGCAUUCCGACCCACUGGUCAAGGUCCUAGCCAAGGCAUCGGACACAAGGAUCCACCUGUAUUUUCUUCCGUUUUUGUAAUCGGAUCCUUAAGCUUCAUCCCACCGCCUCACCCAUUUGAUCCCUUGACUGAGAUCGAACUCAAUCUCGUCCGUAACAUCAUCAACGAAAGGUACCCCAUUGGUCUGGAACAUAGGUUCACUUUCCAGUACGUGGGUCUCAACGAACCCGACAAGUCCCUAGUCUUAUCCUGGGUUUCAUCACAAUACCACAAUGUCAAGUCACCACCACGUCAGGCAUUCGUCAUCGCUCGAGAUCACGGAAAGACCCGAGAGAUCGUCGUGGACUUUGCCUCUCAAGCCAUUGUUUCGGAAAAGAUUCACGUAGGAAAUGGUUACCCUAUGCUUACAAUUGACGAGCAACAAGCAACCAGCGAGCUUGUUCUCAAGUUCAAGCCGUUCCGUGACUCAAUCAGGAGACGUGGCUUGAACGUGUCCGAGGUUGUUGUCACGACCUCAACGAUGGGAUGGUUUGGUGAGGCGAAGCCGGAGAGGCUUAUAAAAAAGAGACCGUUUUAUCUGAAUGGGUCGGUGAACACUUACCUUAGACCUAUAGAAGGAAUGACGAUAAUCGUUAACCUUGACCAGAUGAAAGUAACGAAGUUUAGAGAUAGGUUUACGAGUCCUUUGCCUAAUGCUAAGGGAACCGAGUUCCGUAUCUCGAAGCUAAAACCGCCGUUUGGCCCGUCGCUUCAAAACGCCGUCCUUUUUCAGUCGGAGGGGCCUGGGUUUAAAAUCGAUGGACACACGAAUAGAUGGGCAAAUUGGGAAUUCCACAUGUCAUUUGACGUACGAGCUGGUCUUGUUAUCUCUCUUGCGUCCAUUUUCGACAUGGACGUUAACAAAUACCGUCAAGUCCUAUACAAAGGCCAUUUGUCGGAAAUAUUUGUACCUUAUAUGGAUCCAAGUGAAGAUUGGUACUUCAGAACUUUUUUUGACUGUGGUGAAUUUGGUUGCGGCCAAUAUGCUGUGUCUCUUGAACCUUACACCGAUUGUCCCGGUAACGCUGCCUUCAUGGACGGCGUCUUUGCAAGCCAAGACGGAACUCCGAUAAAAAUCACAAAUGUUAUGUGCAUCUUCGAGAAAUAUGCCGGAGACAUUAUGUGGCGGCAUACCGAAAUUGAAAUUCCCGGCUUAAAAGUAAGACCGGACGUAAGUCUUGUGGUCCGGAUGGUGACGACCGUGGGGAACUACGACUAUAUAGUUGAUUACGAGUUCAAACCUAGUGGUUCCAUCAAAAUUGGGGUCGGUUUAACAGGUGUUUUAGAAGUUAAACCGGUGAAAUAUGUUAACACAUCCGAGAUCAAAGAAGACGAUAUCCAUGGGACAAUCGUCGCGGACAACACCAUUGGAGUUAACCACGACCAUUUCGUGACAUACCGUCUUGAUCUUGACAUUGAUGGCACGGAUAAUUCUUUUGUCCGUAGUGAACUUGUGACCAAGAGGACACCAAAAUCUGUUAACACGCCUAGGAAGAGCUAUUGGACAACGAAACGGCUGAAAGCAGAGGAGUUGUUGGUGGUUAACCCUAGUAGGAAAACAAAGCACGGUAAUGAGGUUGGAUACCGUUUACUUCAUGGGCCGGCUUCUGAAGGUCCACUUCUGGCUCAAGAUGAUUACCCACAAAUUCGGGCAGCAUUUACCAACUAUAAUGUGUGGAUCACGCCGUACAACAACACGGAGGUUUGGGCCAGCGGUUUGUACGCUGACCGGAGCCAAGGCGACGACACGUUAGCCGUUUGGUCCCAAAGGAAUAGGAAAAUAGAGAAGACAGAUAUAGUGAUGUGGUACACUGUCGGAUUCCACCAUGUCCCUUGCCAGGAAGAUUUUCCGACGAUGCCUACUUUGUUUGGUGGCUUUGAACUCCGACCGACCAACUUUUUCGAGCAAAAUCCUGACCUUAAGACCAAACCCAUCAAACUCAACACCACACCAACGUGCACUGCCAGGAACGAUUAA